Molecule: messenger RNA, 1654 nt
Organism: Aphidius gifuensis
Lineage: Eukaryota; Metazoa; Arthropoda; Insecta; Hymenoptera; Braconidae
Exons: 3
Coding region: 126-854 (242 amino acids)
Source: RefSeq, a predicted model, not a curated record
AUUUUUAUCCCAGACCCUCAUGUCUGGAUGACAGCCCUCAGUUGCCGGGAUACAACUGAUAAAAUUAUUAACAUUUUUGUUUUGUUAAUUUUAGAGUUUUAGUGUCAUUAAAAAAUAAGUUAAAAAUGUAUGAAACAACAGUUAAAAAAAGUGAUGUCGAAUCUCAACAUUCAAUGUUUCAUACAUUUUGUGAUUGUCAUUCGGACGAAUUAUCAACAUUACAAGAAAGAGCUGAAACAAUGUACUGUUGUUUAAUAAUAAUAAUGGGCUUCAUUUUUUUCGGAGCGUUGCCAUUAAUUUUAAAAAAUGAUACAAAUAUAAAGUAUGAUAAUAUUGAUACUACAAUAAUAACAACAACAACAACAACACCACCACCACUUGUAAAAAGUUCAACAAGUACAUUUAAAAGAGCUAAAAUGCCUAGAGUUACACUCAAACUUCGUGAAAAUGAAACUAUACCAAAAAUGUAUAUGGAAGUUGGUAUAACAUCAUAUAAAAAAGGUAAUAUUACAACAAGUGUAUUGGCAAAUGAUUUAAGCCUUGAGGGUUUAAUAUUCAAAACACCUGAAGGUACAAUAAUACCUUGGAAUGAAAAAUGGCCAUUUUCGAAAUCAUCAUCAUCUUAUGGAAAUUUUAAGACAAGCUAUGAAAUGACAGAACAAUUAUUAGCUAUAUUGGUGACUUUGAUGGCUGUAAUGUUUUUGAUUGUUUGUGUAUUGAUUCUGACAGAAACUAAAAUGAAAAAAUGUAAAUUUAAUAAUAUAGAGGAAGCACUGAUACCUGAAAGAAUUGUUUCUUAUCGUAGAAUAAUUAUUAUAAAUGUUAAUGGAGUUGAAACAGAGUUGAUGGAUUAAAUUUUGCUAAAAUCAAUUUGCAAAAAAUUUAUCAAUGGCUCUAUGGUUUUACCAUCACAAAAAAAAAAAUAAAUAUAUAUAAAAAAAUGAAGCUGUGUUAAAAUAUAUAUAUAUAUAUGUUUAAUGUAAAUUUCGAAAAAUCAAUUAAAAAAACGAGUCGUCGAACUUGUCAUGACCUUGACGUCUCAUCAAGUCAAUUUUUUCUUUAAAAUAAAAAAGAAAUAAGGAAUAAAAAAACUGUCAAAUUGCGUAAGAUAUCGAAGAAUCAACAUAUUUAUGUUCAAGGUCUUGAGAUUAAUUAUAUCAAUGCAUUAAAAUUGAAAUUACCAAACAAUGUUUAAUUAAAUGUUGAAAGCAUAUCCAUAAGGCUAUAAAAUUUUAAUAUUAUAAAUUUAUUUUAAUAUGUAAAUAUUGUUAUAUAUAAUUUUUUUUGUUACAUCAAAAUUAAAAUAAGAAAAUUGAUUGUUGAUACUUGAUCGUAUAAUUUUUAAAUUAUACCUUAUGAAUCAUGCAAUUUCUUUGUUUAAAUUUCGUUUAAUAAUUAUAUCAAAUAAAUAUUGCGGAAGGUGUACUGAGGAUGUGUGUGUGAUAUAUAUUGUCGACCCUAAUUUUAUAAUCAAGACUUAAUUAAUUUUACCCUCUUCCAACACUUGAGGCUUUAAAUGAUUCAAAUAAAUAUCCUUUUGAUGUAUAAAAAUAUAAAUUUAUCAAAAAUUCAUCAAACACUAUCUAUUACAUUCUAAACAAAUAAACAAAAUAAUUAAAAAUUUUGAAAACAAUUUAAAAAUAAAAAUAACAAA